AUGCCACACAAGAAGCCAGUGGAGACAGAGGGCCUACCCGAAGGCAAAGUGGAAGAAGGGAAGCAGCCUUCCAGGCAUGACAGUGAGUCCAAGGACAGCAACACUGAAAGCCCUGCCUCUGAGCAAAGCUCACAGUCGGGUCCUCAUACCAAGCACAGCAAGAAGCAUCAAGAUGACCCUCAUGCAGCUGCCACCAAGGCCUAUUCCCCUUUCCUCAACACGGUCUUUGGCAAGGAAAGAGAGCUUUCCCCGUUGGAACUGGAUGAGCUGCUAGAUGCUUUCAAGGAAUUUGACACGGAUCAGGAUGGCUACCUCAGCUACAAAGAUCUGGGCGAUUGCAUGCGAACCAUGGGCUACAUGCCUACAGAGAUGGAGCUGCUGGAGAUCUCCCAGCACAUCAAAAUGCGCAUGGGAGGACGUAUAGAUUUUGAGGAGUUUGUAGAGAUGAUGAGCCCCAAACUGCUUGAAGAAACAGCUCAUAUGGUGGGCGUGAGGGAGCUGAAGAUAGCCUUCCGUGAGUUUGAUACAGAUGGAGAUGGAACUAUCAGCAGUUUUGAACUGCGCCAGGCUGUGACUGCCCUCUUAGGUGAGCAACUCAAUGCCCAGGAGUUGGACGAGAUCCUGCAAGAUGUAGAUCUCAAUGGAGAUGGAAAAGUGGACUUUGAUGAGUUUGUGAUGAUGCUGUCAUCCAUGUAA
This is a messenger RNA of Protobothrops mucrosquamatus (brown spotted pit viper), 696 nucleotides long. Its product is annotated as calcium-binding protein 2-like. Gene Ontology annotation, molecular function: calcium ion binding. NCBI's taxonomy places the organism in Eukaryota, Metazoa, Chordata, Lepidosauria, Squamata, Viperidae. The coding region runs from base 1 to 696 and encodes 231 amino acids. The record is from RefSeq and is a predicted model, not a curated record. The transcript has 6 exons.